This is a messenger RNA of Aspergillus melleus, 555 nucleotides long. RefSeq lists its product as uncharacterized. The coding region runs from base 1 to 555 and encodes 184 amino acids. NCBI's taxonomy places the organism in Eukaryota, Fungi, Ascomycota, Eurotiomycetes, Eurotiales, Aspergillaceae. The record is from RefSeq and is a predicted model, not a curated record. The transcript has 2 exons.
AUGGCGGACCAGCGAAAGAGUCUCACCGGUGUCUCUUGGGGGUUUGCAAGUGUUUCAAUCAUUGUCGUUUCCAUUCGGGUAUAUACCCGGGCGCUUUACACACGCCGUGCAGGAUGGGAUGAUUUCUUCAUUGCGCUCUCGUUGGUUAGUGCACUUGUUUGCUCUGCCCUGGUGCAGGUCGGCGUCUCCUAUGGAUUAGGCUUGCAUGCGACCGACAUCACAAACCCGGAAGCGAAAAUCCAAGCCUUCAAGUAUACCGUCAUUGCGCCGAACUUCUCAAUGGUCAGCACGACGACGGGGAAAAUCUCGGUCGUGAUUUUCUUACUGCGGCUGAUGGGUCCGACGGCUUCGGCGUGGCGACGAUGGUUCCUGUAUAUUUUGACGGUCAUCUCCAUCGGUAUGAACAUUCUGGCUGUCAUUGUUGUUAUAGGAUUCUGUAGACCGGCGGAGAAGAUCUGGCGGCCGGAAACACCUGGUUCUUGCUUCAGUUUGCAAUUGCAGUUGGUGGCUGGAACGGCUCAAGCUUGUGAGUGGAAGGUAUUGUGUUGGAAAUAA